AUGCCGGCCAUCUAUACGAUGAGCGGCGGCACGUCGCUGGCGGAUACGACAAGGUCACGCAACACCACGCGUGACCGGCAACGCAACUGCAUCGUCCACCACCUCGACUCCCAGUGCACCUUGUCUCGCAGUACGCCUCAGCUGACCAGCAGUGCGACCUCGAGCAGCACGGUCGCGACCAGUACGAUCUCGAGCAGCGCGACGUCCACGGCCACUUUCACAACUACAUGGAGCAGCCGCGCGAGCGUGGUCGCGACGAGCAGCGCAGCUGCGAGCUGCACGACCUCGAUUGCGACACUAACGAGCAGCACCACGCCGGUCAACACCAAGGUGAGCCGCGGCACGACGCUGACGGACACGUCAGGGUCAUUCAAUACCACGCUGACCGAGAUGUUUUCUCCGACGGCUUGCACGAGCGGCAGCAGCAGCACGACGGCUAGCUCGAGCGUGUCCAGCUGCACAACUGCGUAG
Messenger RNA from Prorocentrum cordatum, 471 nucleotides. Lineage: Eukaryota; Dinophyceae; Prorocentrales; Prorocentraceae. The record is from the annotation of a GenBank genome assembly.